Molecule: messenger RNA, 262 nt
Organism: Cuscuta campestris
Lineage: Eukaryota; Viridiplantae; Streptophyta; Magnoliopsida; Solanales; Convolvulaceae
Source: the annotation of a GenBank genome assembly
CUCUUUGCACAUUGGGCCUCAAGUAAACUGAUAUGGGGACAGAUAGCCAAAGUUGGCAUUUGGAUUUAAGCUAUGAGCAGUGGAAACCUGUUCCUGUAUCUGGUUCACGUCCAGCUGCUCGCUACAAGCAUGCUGCUUCUGUGUUUGAUGGGAAAUUGUAUGUUGUUGGCGGAAGUCGAAAUGGCCGAUAUUUGUCUGAUAUCCAGGUAUUAAUCUUGCUAAUAGGUUAUGCUAUUAUGGUCUAUCAAGCCCUUGACAAUUG